Messenger RNA from Spirometra erinaceieuropaei, 1582 nucleotides. Lineage: Eukaryota; Metazoa; Platyhelminthes; Cestoda; Diphyllobothriidea; Diphyllobothriidae. The record is from the annotation of a GenBank genome assembly.
AUGAGUUUGCGGGACCAGGUCGUGCAUGUGGCGCAUGCAGACUGGCUUGCUAGCCACUGCACUCACUCCCGGGAUCAGACAUCUGACCGGCUCGGACAUCGACUUCUACUUCGCAAACUGGGCCCAGCUGAACACGAGCGUUAUGCCAACUUCAUCCUCCCCAAGAAUCCCCGAGAAGUCACUUUCAAGAACACGGUUCAGACGUUGUCGCCGACUUUUGGUGAGCAAUCAUCCCUUUUCAACACUCGAUUUCAGUGCUGGCAAUUGUGCAAACGAGAUUCCGAUGAUUUCAUCACAUAUGCGGGCAUUGUCAAUCGUGAGUGUGGGUGUUUCCAACUCGGUUCUCUCACUGAAGACCAGUUUAGAUGCCUGCGGCCUCUAGUCCCCCAAGGAUGCUGACAUCCAAACACGUCUCCUGUCCAAAUUGCAGCAGAACAACUCUACCGCACUCCAAGAGCUGGAAGCAGAGUGCCAAACGCUGAUCAACCUCAAGCACGACUCCGCCAUGAUUCAGAACCCUGCCUCAUCUUUAUCGGUCCAUACGGUCAUACUGACCAAAUCGCAUCCUGUUACACGGCCCAAGCAAGUGUCUAAGGCGAGAUCUCCGCCAUCUCCCUGUCGGCACUGUGGCGCGUGGCAUUUCCACCGGGAUUACAUUUUUCGCCAGCAUCGCUGCCAAAGCUGUAAUCAAGUGGGACACCGUGAUGGGUUCUGCAAAUCGAAACCAGCUUCUGCAAGCAAGCCAGUCCCCGUCAUUUCUGGUUCCAGGCACCGUUUCCGGUCAAAACGCAGGCACAAGCCCCAGUCCGUUGGUAAUUCUCUCAGUCUCUUGGCCACUUUCCAGCUCAAUGCGGCUGGUUGUAGAAAGUUUGUUGGCUUUUUGCUCAAUGGCCAUGCAGUUCACCUACAGUUGGAUACUGUUUAGACAUCACUAUAAUCUCUGACACCCUGGCAGUCCCUUGACAGACCCAUGAGGCAUCAGACUUCUUAGUCCGCCGCAAGCGCGUGCGGUGGUCUCGUACAGCUAAUUGGACAACGGCAAUGCUGUGUCUCGUUCCGCGGUACCAGCAUCACUGCGAUCUGCUGCAUUACCAAGUCUGAUGUCAACCUACUUGGUCUCGACUGGAUUUAACUACUCGGUUUGGCUGAUAUACCUCUCCGUGUUGUUUGCGGUCAAGUGCAGAUUUCCGCUGUGAUCGCAGACCAAGCCAAUGACAUUCUACAGCGGUUUGCUCCAGUGUUCCAAGACGGUCUGGGUCGUUGCACAUACACUCCAGCCGUGCUACAUCUGUCUCCUGGAAGUCAACCAGUCUUCCGUCUAAAGCGACCAGUCCCAUAUGCAGCCCUACCACUUGUCGAGGCUGAAAUAAGGCGUCUGGUUCCUGUAUCCUUCUCCGCCUGGGCCGCUCCAAUCAUUGUGGUUAAGAAGCCCAAUGGCUCGAUUCGCAUUUGUGCUGACUUCUCCACCGGUCUCAAUGCCGCGCAGACGCCGAAUUGCUAUCCACUGCCGGUUUCUACUGAUCUUUUCGCCCUGCCGAAUGGUAGCACUUGCUUUGCCAACUUGGAUCUCACUGAUGCGUAA